UGUCGCCACACCCACGUGUGAGUUUGCCGGGCCGCAUUAUCGAGAAAAAUGCCGAAAUUCAAAGCGGCCCGUGGGGCUGGUGCUCAGGAAAAACACGCGCCCCUGGCAGAGCAGAUCUUGGCUGGGAACGCGGUGCGGGCAAGUGCCCGGGAAAAGCGGCGGGGCCACGGAACCGGGGAAGAGGAGGAAGAGUAUGUGGGGCCCCGGCUGAGCCGGCGGAUUUUGCAGCAAGCACGGCAACAACAGGAGGAGCUGGAAACCGAGCACGGCUCUGGGGACGGGCCCGCCAAGCCUCGGGAGCGCGCCACGCGGCUGGGUCCUGGAGUGCCACAGGAUGGGUCAGACGAUGAGGAUGAGAAGUGGCCCACCCUGGAGAAGGCUGCCACGAUGAAGGGGGUAGACCACCAUGCAGAGGUGGUCGUGGACCCUGAGGAUGAGCGUGCCAUUGAGAUGUUCAUGAACAAGAACCCUCCUGCCAGGCGCACCCUGGCCGACAUCAUCAUGGAGAAGCUGACUGAGAAGCAGACGGAGGUCGAGACGGUCAUGUCAGAGGUGUCAGGCUUCCCUAUGCCCCAGCUGGACCCCCGGGUGCUGGAGGUCUACAGGGGGGUCCGGGAGGUGUUGUCUAAGUACCGCAGCGGGAAACUGCCCAAGGCCUUUAAGAUCAUCCCUGCACUCUCCAACUGGGAACAGAUCCUCUAUGUCACAGAGCCUGAGGCCUGGACUGCGGCCGCCAUGUACCAAGCCACCAGGAUUUUUGCUUCUAACCUGAAAGAACGCAUGGCCCAGCGCUUCUACAACCUCGUCCUGCUCCCCCGCAUACGAGAUGACAUCGCUGAAUACAAACGACUCAACUUCCAUUUGUACAUGGCGCUCAAGAAGGCCUUGUUCAAGCCUGGAGCCUGGUUCAAAGGGAUCCUGAUCCCCCUGUGCGAGUCAGCUUGUACUCUCCGGGAAGCCAUCAUCGUGGGCAGCAUCAUCACCAAGUGCUCUAUCCCUGUGCUGCACUCCAGCGCGGCCAGGCUGAAAAUCGCCGAGAUGGAAUACAGUGGUGCCAACAGCAUCUUCCUACGACUGCUGCUGGAUAAGAAGUACGCACUGCCCUACCGCGUGCUGGAUGCCCUGGUCUUCCACUUCCUGGCGUUCCGGACAGAGAAGCGGGAGCUGCCCGUGCUCCGGCACCAGUGCCUGCUGACAUUGGUCCAGCGCUACAAGGCAGAUUUGGCCACAGAACAGAAAGAAACCCUCAUGGAACUGCUCCGGCUGCAGCCCCACCCACAGCUGUCCCCCGAAAUCAGGCGGGAGCUUCAGAGCGCAGUCCCUCGUGACGUAGAAGAUGUCCCCAUCGCCAUGGAGUGAGGAAGACUGUCACCU
Oryctolagus cuniculus (rabbit) is the source of this 1374-nucleotide messenger RNA. NCBI's taxonomy places the organism in Eukaryota, Metazoa, Chordata, Mammalia, Lagomorpha, Leporidae. The record is from RefSeq and is a predicted model, not a curated record.